AUGUCCGCCACAGCCUGUAUCUUCUGCAAAAUCGUCAAGGGCGAGAUUCCUUGCUUCAAACUCUUCGAAUCCACCAAAGUCCUGGCGUUCCUGGACAUCCAGCCGCUCUCCCGUGGGCAUGCCAUGGUAAUCCCCAAAACGCACGGCGCAAAGCUGCACGAGAUCCCGGACGACGAGCUCGCGGAGCUUCUCCCGGUAGCAGCGAAACUCGCGCGCGCCGUCGGCAGCGCCGACUACAAUAUCCUGCAGAACAACGGGCGCCUUGCGCACCAGGAGGUCGACCACGUACAUGUCCACUUCAUUCCCAAGCCGAGUGCGGAGGAGGGAUUGAUCGUGGGCUGGCCGGCGACGAAGGCGGAUAUGGACGGGCUCAAGGGGCUGGCAGAGGAGGUCAAGGGAAAGCUAUAG
Tricharina praecox is the source of this 408-nucleotide messenger RNA. RefSeq names its product HIT-like domain-containing protein. Gene Ontology annotation, molecular function: catalytic activity. The coding region runs from base 1 to 408 and encodes 135 amino acids. Gene Ontology annotation, biological process: nucleotide metabolic process. The record is from RefSeq and is a predicted model, not a curated record. The transcript is spliced from 3 exons. NCBI's taxonomy places the organism in Eukaryota, Fungi, Ascomycota, Pezizomycetes, Pezizales, Pyronemataceae.